UACAACUCAAGUUGGGUUUUUACCGUAGGUUUUAACAAAUAAUUACUUAUUAUUCUUAAAAAUUAUAGAAGAAAUGUUGCUAUAAUGUAGAAAACCUACUGCUUUAUUCAAGUAAUUGAAUUAAACAGUUCCGGAAAAGAGUAUAAUGUACUAAUAUAAGUAACAUCAUGUUCAAGAAGUUCUUUAGUUUCAUUGUACUUUGUAUCAUUUAUAAUUUAGUAAAUAGUUAUGUUACUAUUACAUCAAGAUCUAUUACCUCUCCUUUGGAAAAAUACAAAAGCUAUAAAGAUGUAGAUAUGAUCCAUUUGCAUAUACCACAGGAUACGAUAUUUGCUUCAUUUAAAUUUAUGGCUGAUGAAACUCGCAUGUCCAUUUUCUCAUGUACAAUCAGAAAUGUUUCCAUAUAUAUGAAACAUGGAGCUGCUCCAGUCAUUAAUCCAGAUGGAUCGCCUUUUCCAAAAUUAUUUAAAAACAUAACCAGGAGUCCUUUACAUAAUUUAGAAAUACAGACAAAUAAAAAGGAGGCAUUUAUUAAUAUUACUUCACCAGAUCCAGGCUCAUAUAUUGUGGUUGCCUUUCUAUCUUACCGUGAUCCAAAAUACAAUGCAAUUAGUCAACAAGGACUACGAGCAGAUUGUGACGCUUAUCUCGAAGCGUCACUGUUUGUGAGAAAAAUUGACAAUCCGUUGAUGAUUACCGAUGACAAUUUAUUUCAAUUAAUCGCAUCAUCGAACGAAAACCGAUAUUUUAAAUUUUUCGUUCAAAGUUCAAACGACCAGGCAGUUUUAUUCGUUAACAAUAUAAUUUUCCCGGACAAUUCAAAAUAUCUGACUGUUAGAAUAGAAGCAAAUAAACCUCCGUCUGAAGAAGUACAUCACAAACAAGAAAUUAUAUACUCGAACACGACUUCUUCUACUCUAUUUUUUUCUACAAAUCCGGAUGCUUGGCAUUAUAUCGAAUUCAUAUAUGACGGAAAAAACGAUAAUACGACUACUGGAAACUUAACUUUCCAAUUGAAAUUUAUAUCGAACGAACUUCCUGAAAAUUCUAACCAUUAUACAUUGUUAACAAACGAAACUUACUUCAAUAAUUCAGUUUCAAAAACAUUCCAUAAUUAUAAAAUUACAAAUUUAGUACCAUAUAAGCAGUACGAUUUGAUAAGGGAAGCUACUUCGGAGACGUUUUUCUUUUCUUUCGAAUUAGAAAAAGAACUGGAAUCAAAAGUGCCUAUAGCGAUAAAUAUGACGAAUUCUCAUUUCUCCCUUUUGAAGUUUAGACUUCGAGAAGGAACCGAUGUAGGAGGAACUUUACAAUUUAUUUUAGCAUUUAAACCUAGAAUCGAUCGAUCUCAAUAUACAUUUUAUAAGGCUGAACCUUCGGACCACGUCGUUGUGGCUUGCAUAAGAAAGGGUGCAAUGGAAGUACCGACUUGGCCGAACAAUUGUGUCUACAACGAUGUGAACAAGCAGUCGCAGCUAAUAUUAAAUAGUACCAAUGAAAAUUCUACAAUACUCAUUCCGUACCCAGAAAGUGGAACGUGGUAUGCCACUUUCAAGCUAUUUUGUGGUACCUGUAAGCCUUGUACAUGUUCAAAAUCUUGCCAAAAACAAUACGAAGAUUGCGUGAUAGAUUGUGAGCUCAAUUGCGAUGUACCUUGGGAUUGUCAAUUAUGUACUACGAAUUGCAGUUCGCAAAUUAUAAGUUCUGAUGAUUGUAAGGGAUGCGAUUGCGAUGGACCUUGUUUGAAGAACGACAAUGUUACUUGCACCAGUAGCCUUUUAUUCGACGUGGGUUCUCAUCCGUGCAUUUUUGGACAAUGUUCUAGGAAUGGUAGAUGCAUGUUUUUGGUGUCUGAUGGUGUGGUAUUCUCUACAUGUGUUUGUAUGAAUAAGUACAGGGGUUGGGACUGUUCCGACAAUUCCCAGGCGACUUCUUUCUACAUGGUAAUUAUAGAAUUGAUGCUGCUUGUCUUUAGUAAUCUAGCAUUUUUACCCGCCGUUUAUGUAGCUUAUAAACGAAAAUACUACAUAGAAGCGCUUGCCUACUUCAGUACUUGUUUCUUCUCCACAUUCUACCAUGCUUGUGAUUCGGGUGAAAACCUCAUCAACUUCUGCAUGGUGCGUUUGUCCGCAUUGCAGUUUGCGGAUUUCUUCUGUGCCAUCUUAGCCAUUUGGGUGACGCUCGUGGCUAUAGCCGACCUUCCGACUCUUUGGACGAACAUAAGUCACAUGGUCGGUGCUAUAAUUUUAGCGUUUUUCACAACAAUCAAUAAAACUUCGUUAUGGGUAUUUAUAGUACCCGUUGUAACGGGUAUAAUCGUAAUAUUGGGUAGUUGGAUAAUCAAGUAUCGUAAGGUAAAACAACGAUUCGCUAAUCGAAGAUAUUUGUAUUAUAAAUUGCCGAUUGGCGUGGCUGUUGUAAGCGUCGGUCUAAUUUGUUACGCCUUUUUGCAAACCGAAAACAACUAUAAAUACCUGCAUAGCCUUUGGCAUUGUUUAAUGGCUGUAGCCUUGAUUUUAAUAUUACCAAAACCAAAUACAUUCCUUCCGGAAGUAGUCUUGUAAGUACGGGUAUUCCAAAUAAUUGUUAUUUGGUUAAUCGUUAUGAAGUGGUUCCAAAACUGUUUUUUUUUUCGCGUCCGACUUUGUAGAUAGCUAAAAUUGGAAUUUACAAAAUGAUUUAAUUUAGAUACGUGGGAAAAACCCGUUGUAUUACUAUAAUUUUGAUAGUAGUUUGUUGUUAUUCAAAGUGUUAAUACAUUUUUUUAAAUUUUUAUUUAUUCAUCUACAGUGUUUUUCAAAAAGUUUUGCAUCAUUAGGAAAAACUCGUUAUGUUACUAUAAUUUUGAUAGUAGUUUGUUGUUAUUUAAAGUGUUUAUGCUUUUUAUUUUAUUUUUAUAUAUUGAUCUACAGUGUGUCUCAAAAAGUUUGCAUCAUUGGAAAAAAUCCAUUAUGUUACUAUAAUUUUGAUAGUAUUUGACCAAGAUCACUUCAAGUGGACCCCCUAUGUUCCACUUGACCAUAAAAAUUAAGUCCAUGUACUGUUUUUAUAAGUAGUUACCUUGAAAAAUGAAUCCCUCAAACAAUUUUUAAAAAUUUUGAAUUUAACAAUAAUAUUUUUAAUAAUUAAAAUUUUGAGUACUUUUAAUUAAAAAAAUGGAUUUUAAAUCAACCGUUAAAGAUAAAUUAAUAAACUUUUUAGGAUUUAUUGUCAAAUAUCUAUGUUUUGAUAAAAUAUUAAUAUCUUAAAAUUAUUUGUUUAUUAUCGCAUUGUUAAUUAUCUUUUAAAUAAACAAAUGAAAAUUUCAUUGAUUUCUCGGUAAAUGUAUAAAGGUUUUUUUCGCUUACAUGAAACAACCGAGAUAUUGGACUUCCACACACUAAUGGACCACUAUGUAUAUUAAAAACAUGAAUGUAUGUAUUUGGGUGUCUCUUAUAUGGAAAUCAAAUUAGAUUAGGUACUUAUUUAUUAAAAAAAGAUAAAAUUACAGAUCAGGCAGGAUCUCUUUUUUACAGUCUGGAUACAGAUUUCUAUGAUCUUGGUACACAGCGUAGCAAAAAUUGCUUUUGUUCUUUCUUUGCAGUGAUUAAACCAUGAAAAUCUUGCAUAAGUUUUACAGCCCUUUCAGCUGUAUCAUUAACUGCCCUUAAGGAAAUAACUUUUUCUUUUGCCUCUAAAUAGGCAACAUCUUCGUUCCACGUAGAAACGGAUCUCUGGAGGAAGUUCUUAUCAAUUUUUAAUCGACAAAAUAAGCUUUUACUCUUGACAGACACAAAUUCAUCACGUAAUGAUUUUCCUGCAACAAUAAAUAAGGCAGUAUUAUUAUCAGUUUAGUGAAAACAAUAUAAAAAAUUAAUGUAUUUCUACCUACCAUACAAAUAAUCAGACAUAUCGUCUUUUGAUGGAAUGUAUCUCUUCCCAGAAUCAUACAAACUCUCUCUUUGUAAGUUCAGUACAAUAUUUCCCUUGGUUUGUUUAUCAACUUCAUCAUCAAAGAGUGAUAGAACGGCAAUUUUUUCCGACAAGUACCAAAGAUGUUGACUAAACUUGCUCAGGGCGCUUUGGAAAUCAACUAGUCAACAGUUUCAUAUUCCUUAAGCAAAUCUUGAUUUGAUGCCUUCACCUUGCAUUGAAGCCAUGGUUUCACGCCUUGAAGUGCUCGUUUAUCCUUGGCGCUAAUUUUAAACCGAUAUUGCAAGAAACAUAUUUUUAAAGAAUAAAUAGCUCUAGCCAUUCACCUAGCUUGGUGCAUCGCUCCAGGAGGUCUGAUUUUAAUUUUUUUUAUUAUCUCCUCUUAAGAAAAGAAUUGAUAAUUCAAUCAGUUCCCGAUAAUCGUCACGUACAAUGUUUUUUGAAAUUCUUGAUUAUAAAACGUUAAUAAUUCUUGUAUUGUAUAACAAAAAUAUUGUGUGACGAUAUCGGUGUAGGUUUCAAUAGCAACAGGAUUGAUUAAUAGUUUUCCAGUUGUCUCUAAACUUUUGAACAGUGUACAUUGAACAUUUUAAAAUUAGUUCAUAAACAUGAUGGCAAUCGCCCUGUAUUAGACGCAGUUGUGUCACACAUAUGAAGACUAGACACAGCACAAUAUUUGUACUUUGCCAUCGUGGUUCCAGUCAUAAAGUGCUUUUCACACAUCUUUAUUUUUAUUUAUUUUAUUUAUUUAGUACACCACUCAACAGUUAAAAAGAGUGGGAUGAACAUAAAUUAAAAGCAAAUACAAUAUACUAAUGAUAUACAUCACAAACGAGUUAAGAACAUCAAAUAUGACUGAACAUGAAACAAAUAAGAAGUACAACGAACUCUAUUUUUAAGAAAAACUGAAGGUAAAAUAUUCAGUAAUAUUUAAGUUUUUAAAGGAGCAUAAAACAUUUUAAAAAAUUGAAAAAUUAAAUUAAAAUAAAAUAAAUACACACAAAAUAUAUAUUAUCAACUUACCAAGCAGGAUAAACACCUACUCAGUUUCUAUGGUAAUAGCUCUAAAAAUAUCUAUUUUCUUACAACUAAAAAUAUCCAAAGUGUAUUGAAGGCGAUGAUAAUUAUUGAUCAUUUGAAAAAUUGGAGAACCGUUCAAAAUAUUUGUAUUUGCAGCCGGCAAGUAAAAGCUUAAGUAUAUUCUAGUAUAUUUAGCUUGAUCUUGACCGGAAUAGCUCUCCAGUUUGGACACAGCCAGAAGUUGUUCCUUUUCUCCAAAUGAAAUUAGAAUUUGCAGGCGUUCUUCUUUAGAACUUCUAACGUCCAGUACAGGUAAUAAUUUCCAAUCCCAGUGAACGAUCACCACUUCAGACAUAUUAUUCUUAAAAUCUGAUUUUUUAGAUUCCGCUCUAUCUUAUGUACUCUGUGUGCUAAUGCGUUGAAUGGACGAUUUGUUUAUCGGGUAAUCAUCACAGCGAAGAUCUAGUGCUUCUACUACAGCCUGAAGUAUAUAAACAGAAUCCCUUAUGCUUAAUUGACAUCUAUCUAAAGCUGCAACUAACUUAGGCGUUCCAGAACUUACCGUUUGAGAGGUGGAUGACAAGGGUACCUCAAGGCUUUCAUCAGAGCUGGUAGAUUGAUCGUGAGGUCCUUGCGUUUGUAUACAAUCUUGUGUUGUAAGAGAUGACGGUAAACUCCCGAAACACAUUUGCUCAUGUCUUUUUUCUCUACUUGUAAUUUUCUCUGUAUUACCCUUUCUUCUUUGUCGGCUAACUUUUUGUCUACACCCGCUAAACACCCUGGAAGUCCUUUUUGUUUUUGUAAAAAUAAUUUAUCUUCUUCGAUUUUCAUCCGUUCCAAAGCAUCAGUGUGUUCUAUAUCGAAUAAAUUAUCUAAAUUGUUUUGAAAGUCCACCUCACGGCGCUCGGAUUUUUUUUGCAACUCCCUCCAAGCACGGUAAAGAUACACAAGUUUUUUUUUACAUAGUUAGCUUUGGUAGGGAUUCUAACCUUUUCCCAAAAAAUAAUACACUCUCGAAUGACGAGAUUUGCGCUUUCACUAACAGUCAGUUUAAUUUCGCGAAUGUUAAAAAAAAGUACCUCAAGAACUUAACGGUUUGACGGUAACUUUGCGCCUGUUAUUUGAUAAUUUACUCACCAACUAAGAAAAUACUUUUUAUUAAUGCUUCUUAAUUCCACUGCCAUCUUCUAAAUGCAAAACAAUACGUCUUAAUCACGAGAAUAACCGAACAAAUAACAAAUACCGCGAAUAUAUGCCGCUACUUUCGCGUAACUUGUAUGAAGAUGAUUCUGUGCAAGUCGGCACGGGUCAUCUUACUCCAAAAUAGGUAAAAAUGUAUUUCCGAGUGUUUUAAGAGCAAAUGAAGAAAAGCAAGACCAAUGCUUUAGAAAAUAAAAACUUUGAACAAUAAGGGACACCCUAGUAUGUAUAGCAACUAUGCGUAAAGAAGAGUCUGAAGUGUAUUAGUGAAAGGAAAUGUUUCUCUUUAGUUGUAAUUGAAAUAAAUACGCAAAGUCGAAGCUUACAUUAACUUGAGACUAAUUAUUGGCCUAUAAAAACAUAUUUAGAAGAAACCCUUAAAGCAGGGAUGCACGACGCCAGUGUCGUUUUGGCGGUCCGCUGGCCGUUGACCAGUUUGGCCCGCUUACGACAAAUUAUACAUUUUUUAGUAACAAACUUGUGUUUAGACUGACGACCUUUUUUUAGAAAUCUGAACCGACUAUUGUAGGCUCAGGUCUCUCUUGGCGAUCCUCGUACAGUUACGGAUUUUCAAAUCUGGCCCUUUGAAAAUCUGAGUUGUGCAGGCCUGCCUUAAAGCAUUAAUUUAUAAUAGAUCUCUGUAUGGAAAGUACACUGGGAGGAGUUGGUAUUUACAACAUCUACUUAACACUUUAACCCAGCAGUUUUUAAAGGCUGUGUUAAAAAAGAGCGCUUACAAAAAUGGCGGUGGAUAAAAUAACGCGGCCCUUAUAGCGUUUGGACAAAAGGGCGUGUCAUAAAACAGCGCGUGGACAAAAAGUGCGUUAUAAAAUAGCAUUUACCUUUAAUAACGCGUCAUAAAAUUAUGUUUGUCCUUAAAAGCGCGUCAUAAAAUAGUAUUUGCCCUUAAAAUCGUGUUAUUAAUAAGCGUUUGGCUUAAAGAGCCCAUGACCUAAUAGUGCGUGGUCAGCAAUAAUAACGCGCUAAACACGCUUAGGUAUGUAUUCAGAACGUUGAUAAAGUGUAUGGAAUACUGUCGAUAACUUUCAUUAUACAAGGCGUUCCAUAAGGAAUGGUAAAUAUUUUAACCGUAGGUUCAGGAACUCAAAAUAUCAAUAUUUUGUUAAAUGACACUGGGUCAAUGUUAUCUACUUCUGAGAUACAGGGUGUUUUUUUUUUGCAAUAUUUUCGUUUUAAUUUAACGUAAUGGCUUGAAAUUUGGUACGAUUGUAUUUUUGGGCUAGUUAGUCAUAAGCAUGUUAUCAAUUUGUGACUAGUUUAAGAGGGCGCCACCUGCUCUCUACAGGAUGAAGAAAACUUUUUUUAUUCUUGACAUUUUUACAUUUUUUUCGAGUCUUUAGGGUAUCUGUUUACAAUAUUUUAACGUACUGAAACAAGUAGGUAUACAUUUUUUGUUCAAAUUUACAGGGUGUAUCAUAAAUCUUAGACCAUAGGGCCUGAGCUAAGCCACCGAAUUUUGCUCCUGAAACAUUGAAGUUUUAUCUAUCGAAUCACGACCGAACAUUUUAAAUGUUUUUUCGGGAAAAUGCUUUUUACCCAAUUUUCCGACUAGUACAACUUUUUUGUCGACAUUUGUUUUUCGAAUUUUCAAACUUUUCAACAAAUUUUCCAGUAGAAUUAAAAAUUCGCGUAUACUUCUCGACAUUCUUCACAAUCUGGCAUUUAAAUUUUUACUAAUAUCUUAAACACAUUUCCCAGGAAAAUUAGGGUAAAUUUUGGGUCGAACGCUUGACCUGGAAAAACUUUGCCUAAAAAGGAGGUAGAAUAAAAAGACUUCAAGAAUAAAUAUUUUGCUUGUGAGAUUGACGAAAUAAAAAACCGUGUAUAUUUGUUGGCUUUUUCAAGUGAUUAUGUCGGAAAAUUUUUGAAUUUUUCUUCGGAAAAGUGAUUUUCCACCAAUUUUCUAAGUUAACUUAAUUUUUUUUUGGUAAAUUUUCUUACAAUGGAUGAAAUUCGAAAAUAUAAUGUUUGUUUUGAGUAUUUUCCGGAAAAACUAUAAAUUUGCGUACAAUACUCGACAUUGCUCAUUUAAAUUUUUGUUAGAUCUUAUACACAUUUUCCAGGAAAAUUAGGGAAAUAUUUGGGUGGGACUUUGAUUAUAAAAGAGGAGAUAGAGAUAGAAUACAAUAAGAAUAAUUAUUGCGAAAUUUUUUAGUAAUUUAAGACAAAUUUAAAAUAAAUGUGUUCUUCUUUUAUCGGAUAUUGUUGGAAAAUUUGAAAUUAUCCUACGGUAAAAUUGAUUAGUGGUCCCAUGACAUGAGACAUGACUCACUAAAAAAUUGCAUAAAAAAUGAGAUAGAGCAAAAAGACCUUAAUAAUUGAUGUAUCACAUGACAGGGGAAGGGAAAUCAAAAAUCGUUAUACUUUUGGAUUUUUAUCAAAAAAUUAUGAACAAUUAAAAAAAAGCGUGCUUUAAAAUGUCUCUAUCGAAUGACAUUUAAUUACUUUAUUUUACACUGAGACAUUUACACAUUUUAGUUACACGCAGAAAAAUUUUUUUCUUGUAUAUGUUCGUUUGUGACAUGGAAGAAAGAAAACUUUUUUCAACACAUGUAUUUUAAUGGCGUUGUUUAGAGACACGCUUUAUCUUCUUGCAGCUAUUAAGAAAUACGUUGUUUCCUAGCGCUAAUAAGGUAAGCGCUCAUAUAUCCUAGCGCUAUUAUAAUAGGACGCGUUCUCUUGUUACAAAAAAUUUUGCCCGGCACCAUUUUUUAAAAGCCCUCUUUUUUUAACAGUCGUUUUUAUGACGUUUAAGCUCUAUAAAGACGAGCAUAAUCAUGCAGAAGGUUAAAAUAAUUUGUGAGGUUCUUAAAAAUUGCCAUUUUUUACGAUAUUCCUUUUCGAAAAACUACUAAAAAAUAUAAAUUCGAGAUUAUAGUAAUGAAUAAUUUUUUUUUAUUCUAUUUAAACUAGCUAAAUACAAAGUCGGAAAUGCACAAAUACGUACUCCUUUUAAAAGUUUACUUCAUAUGGAAUCACUAGUUAGCGUACAAUCAUUUAUUGUAAAGUUGAUUUAUACAAUUAUUAUACAAAGUCUUACUUUAUUUCAUAUCCUAUUAUUUUAUGAAAAGCAGUUCUCGUAUGAGUUUGUUCUUCAAAUUCUGACGCACCCUAUAUUUAUUUAUUUAUAUAUUUUUUGCUCUGUAAAAGACAUUAAUAUGCUCGUUCAAUGAUUUUAUCUAUAUGACUUUCUUCAGAAGUUUUACCAGUCUUAAUAUUAAUCGGUUUCUAAAAGGUCUGAUCUGUUUUUUUUAAAUAUUGUUUUGUUUUAUUCAUUAAUCUAGAAAUAUCUUUUUUAUUUUAAGAUCAGAUACAUUUCAAAACCACCGUUGGUAUAACUUCUUUGUGAUAGUAGAUUUCUUAGAAUAGUUUCCAUUAAGUACCUAUACACCCACAGAUCUUAUAUGUUACAUUUAUUUGACUGUUAUUAAUUUUUAUUUCUUUAUUACUUCUUUGCCAGUUUUUAACAGAAGUAAAAGAAUGAACUACUUACCUCAGGUAAGAUUAAUUUAAAUAAAAUGUUAUUUAUAUUUUACCAGCUUUAAAUAAUUACCAUAUUUUCCAAUUCCGGAAUAUCCAAGCCACGUGUUUAUUUUAUAUUAACAUUUCAGAUCCAUUAUAUAGAAUCAUAUCUGACUAGUAACUAAUAAUUUAAUUUUUUCUACUUUUAUGUACCCACUCCUUUUCUCUACACACGUUUUUACUUCAUCCAUUGAUCCGCAUUUUGUAAAAUUUAAAUAUUUAUUUUCAUUUAUCUCGCAUUGUCAGUGUUGCCAUAAGCCUCUGCGAAAACUCACGAAAUUUUUCGCUCAAGACAAAAAUAGCGUUUGUUUGUAAAGGGAAAAGUUCAUCGCUGUCACCGCCGGUCCGUGUUCAGUAAUUCAAGUCCAGUGUUAGUUAAAGACACUUAAAUUGCUGAAAUGUCCUAAGGAAUUCGAAGUAGGUAUUCGAAAAAUUUAUAUUGUCAAUUUCCCCGGAAAGUGGAAAAUUCUCCGCGCAUUGGCAACACUGCACAUCGCUCCUAAAUACUCGUUCCCACGAGUCGAUUUUGGUUGAACGAUUUUUAUUUAUCGACUAUGUAAACGUACUUUUAAAUUUUUGUUGAACGACAAAAUCGUUUCAACAAGAGUUCAACCUAUUCAACGAUUUUUAUUUAUGCCUUAAUCGACAUUUGAAAUAGUGUUUUUUGUUACUCGAUACAUAUAAUAUGUCGUCUCAAAAUCCAUUUCCGAAAUACUACGUUCUGCUCGUUUUCUCUUAAAUUUUGAUAAAAUAUUUCUCAAUUCUGUCUAUUAAUUCACAAAAUAUCCAGAUAGCUCCACGAAUAACCUCGUUAGUCACCAUUUUGCUUUCAACUAUCUGUUCAACAUUCGUUAAAACACGUGAACAAAAACUUGAUUAAAUUUUAGUUGAUCAAUAAAUUUCGUUCGACUAAAAUCGACUCGUGAGAACGCGCCUUAAUUGUAUUCCCGCCUCAAUUCCUAACCUUACUAUUAUAAUUAUACUAAUUUCCAUAAUAUUUCAAGUACUUUAUAUGUAUGGCUCUGCGGUUAUUGUAAAAAUAUUUUUUUUUCUUUUAUAUUAACGACGAGUAUUCUUGUACAUGCAGUGGAUUUUCUCAAUGUAUCUAAGUCUUCAAUCUUUGGACAAACAUUAGGUCUAUUCCCUUGCAUCGAAAAUGUAGCACUAAGUUACACAACUUCUAAAAAUAUCGUUCCUUCCAUACAAUUUGUAUAAAUGGAACGAUAUUUUCAGACUCAGUACUACACCAUUCAAUGCAAGGGGAUAUACCUAUUAUGUACUCGAUCAUUUCUAAAGUUGUCAAUCUUCUUUUACAGUCGUUUCAACUUAAACAAAAUGCAUCAGCUACUCGUUAAACUGUGACUUUGGAAGGGACAUUGUCGCCAAAUGUUUGUUGCAUAUCAGUCAAAAUUUUGAAGGAAUAGCAUUGCCAUUUUUAAAUUAUUUUUUUUUAAUCUAUUAUUAUUAUUAUUAAAUCUUUCGUUGGCUUCAAAGACUUUUGUUGAGAACUGUCGAGUGUUAUUCUCAGAAGAGUGGCACUAUUUGCGUUACCAUGUUUCAGGUUAGUACUAAAUAUUAACGAUUCGGUUUUUUCUUUAUUAAGAUUUAAUUUGCUUGUAGUAAACCAUUCCCCAGCCUUAGCGACUGUCAUUUUACUGACAUUUUCAAGAGUGUCGAUAUCUCUGUUAGAAAUAGGUUUGAUUUCUAUGAAUUUCUAUAAAUUUCUCAGAAUUUUUAUAAAUUUCUAUAAAUUUUUAUAAAUUUCUAUAAAUUUCUAUGAAUUUCUAUGAAUUUCUAUGAAUUUCUAUGAAUUUCUAUGAAUUUCUAUGAAUUUCUAUGAAUUUCUAUGAAUUUCUAUGAAUUUCUA
Psylliodes chrysocephalus is the source of this 11542-nucleotide messenger RNA. Lineage: Eukaryota; Metazoa; Arthropoda; Insecta; Coleoptera; Chrysomelidae. The record is from the annotation of a GenBank genome assembly.